AUGUCUAAAAGAAAAAUUCAAAACCAGGGGGCUGAUGAAAACUCAAAAAGGAUAAAGCCUAAUGAAGAUGAGAAUCUUUCAAAUUAUUCUGACUCAUCUGAAGAAAUGCCAGAGUACGAGGAAGAACCAAGCAAUUUCCAAAUUGAUGAGGCUGGUGAAAAACCAAUUCUUGAGAUAGUUCCUAUUCGAGGAGAUGGAAAUUGUCUGUACAGAUCUUUAGCCCAAAUUCUAACAGGAGAUCAAAGCAAUCAUUCCUCCAUAAGACAAUUGAUUGCAGAUCAUAUCGAAAGAAACUCAGACAGGUACAACGAAGCCCUUCAAGAUAUACUAGACUCAGACCAUAGACAGACAAUUAACCAAUAUAUCCAAAAUAUAAGAGAACCAAGCUAUUGAGGAGGAGACCUUGAAAUUUCUGCGGCUUCUGAGCUUUUUGAUUUAAAUAUUGCAAUUCACUCUGAAAUGCUUCGAGAUCCCUUUAUCAUAUCAACAGGCGAAAAUACUAACCAAACUAUUCACCUACUUUACACUAAUGGCAAUCAUUUUGAUGCCCUAAUAGAAAGCAAUUUUAAUAGAAGCCCACUCAGCAUUUCAAAAAUUUCUCAUUCUUUAAUGGAACCUCAAAAGCUUAAAGAAAUAAGCUUUCAAGCAUCAAAACUUAUGACUGAUACUAUAAAAAGGGAAAAGGAAAAUGGAUUAUUUCCUCAAUGCUAUCAAGAGGGUUGCUCUUAUGAAGAUGUUUACAAUUAUCUUUUAAGUGGUCGAAAAAUCUAUCCUCCCAGUUUUAAUCUCAUAGAAAACUUAAAACAAAGAAGAGAUAAAAAGAAAAAAUUUUAA
Molecule: messenger RNA, 834 nt
Organism: Blepharisma stoltei
Lineage: Eukaryota; Ciliophora; Heterotrichea; Heterotrichida; Blepharismidae
Source: the annotation of a GenBank genome assembly